AUGGGUAAUACUUUAAGCUGUUGUAGUGGGAAAGGUGUCAAUAACGAUGACCAUGAACAUAAAGAAUUGAAAAGUAAUGAUUCCCUUAAUAAUAUAAUUAACUCGGAUAAACCAUUACAAAACCAAAGUCCAUUAACAACUCCAGCAAUGGAUCUUGACAAUCAAUUCGGAAUGGAAUUGCCUAACGAAAUUAAAAGUGCCGAGGGCAAUGAAGGUGAUGAUAAGCUACCAGUAAAGGAUAAUGAUGGUAAUGACGAACCACCAGAGGAUCUUGAUAAUCAAUUUGGAAUAGAAUUACCUAAUGAAAUUAAAAAUGACGAGGGUAAUGAAGACGAUAUUAAGUUAUCUGAUUAUUUAUGUAAAAUUAAAUUUGAUAAUAAUUUUAAUAAAAUUUUUUUGGAAAAAAAAAUAGAGGUUGAUAAAAUUAAGGAUAAUGAUGUUGAUGAGGAACCACCAGAGGAUAUUGAUAAUCAAUUUUCAAUUAAGUUGCCUGAUAAUAUUGAUGACAAUGAGCCUCCAGAAGAUAUUGAUAAUCAAUUUUCAAUAGAAUUACCUGCUGAAAUCAAAAGUAAUGAUGGUGAUGAAAAACGAGUUGUUGAGGAUGAUAAACCCCCAGAAGAUAUUGAUAAUCAAUUUGACAUAGAAUUGCCCGUUGAAAUCAAAAGUAAUGAUGGCGAUGAAAAACGAGUUGUUGAGGAUGAUAAACCCCCAGAAGAUAUUGAUAAUCAAUUUGACAUAGAAUUACCUGUUGAAAUCAAAAGUAAUGAGGAUGAUAAACCCCCAGAAGAUAUUGAUAAUCAAUUUGACAUAGAAUUACCUGCUGAAAUCAAAAGUAAUGAUGGUGAUGAAAAACGAGUUGAUGAGGAUGAUAAACCCCCAGAAGAUAUUGAUAAUCAAUUUGACAUAGAAUUACCCGUUGAAAUCAAAAGUAAUGAUGGCGAUGAUUAA
Messenger RNA from Entrophospora candida, 948 nucleotides. The record is from the annotation of a GenBank genome assembly. NCBI's taxonomy places the organism in Eukaryota, Fungi, Glomeromycota, Glomeromycetes, Entrophosporales, Entrophosporaceae.